This is a messenger RNA of Episyrphus balteatus (marmalade hoverfly), 5512 nucleotides long. RefSeq lists its product as uncharacterized. Gene Ontology annotation, cellular component: cytoplasm. Gene Ontology annotation, biological process: proteolysis; peptide catabolic process. Bases 40 to 5319 code for a protein of 1759 amino acids. The transcript is spliced from 14 exons. Lineage: Eukaryota; Metazoa; Arthropoda; Insecta; Diptera; Syrphidae. Gene Ontology annotation, molecular function: peptide binding; zinc ion binding; metalloaminopeptidase activity. The record is from RefSeq and is a predicted model, not a curated record.
CUUUCAUUCAUUAGUUUGUCAACGGUUUAGCUCUCAACCAUGACAAUUUUGUGGAAAAAUCUUAACUUAAUUCACACAUUAAUCGGUUUAUUGUUUAUUUUUGAUUUAACGUCUAAAGUUGUUUCGCAAUAUAAUAACAAUACAAUACGUCUUCCAACUUUUAUUCAACCAAAAAAAUAUAAUCUUCAUAUUACGAGUAAUAUCCAUGACAAUGUUUUGACAUUUAAUGGAAGUGUGAUCAUUGAAUUUGCUGUCAAAGUAUCAACAAGUGAAAUUGUUUUACAUGCUAAAGAUUUACGGGAUAUAGUGAUUUGUCUUAUUGAAAAUAAAAAUAGGCGUUUUGAAAAUUUAAAAUAUAAAUUAGAAAAGGAUACAGAUUUUUUAAGAAUUUCGGCUCCUAAAAGACUAAAUUCUGGUGAAAAUUAUCGUUUGGAAAUUGUAUAUAAUGGAAAUAUACAAGAAGAAUUUUAUGGGCUGUAUAAAACUUCAUAUUUAGAUGAGUUUUAUAAUCAAUCAAUCCCUCUCGCAGUAACUCAGUUCGAAUCAAACAGUGCCCGUUUAGCGUUUCCAUGUUUCGAUGAGCCAUCGUUUAGGGCAAAAUUUGUCAUUACCAUUACUCAUGGCAGAUUUUACACAGCCUUGUCAAAUAUGCCAAUUGAUGGUCAACCCAGAUGGAACGCAAACAUGAUCACAACAACAUUCCGUGAAACACCUCCAAUGUCAACUUAUCUCGUCGGCUUUGUCAUUUGCAAUUUCAACUACAUCAGUGAAUUUGUCAAUGGAAUGGAACAUCGAACAUUCUUUCCACCAAAUGCCAAAGAUUUUGGAACACGAGCUUUAACAAACGCUAUACAAUCUGUAGCAUUUUUAGAAAGAUAUCUAGGAAUUGACUAUCCUCUACCAAAGCUUGAUCAUAUUCAUGUUAAAGAUUCAGCUGUUUCAGGAAUUUCUUGGGGUCUUGCUGUAUAUAGUGAUGAUGAAUUUUUACAAACUCUCGAACAUAGAGAUCAAACUGUCAAAAGGAUUGUUUUGCAAAAUUUCAUUAUCUCACAACAAUGGUUCUCGAAUAUGGUACCAGCUAAAUGGUGGUCAUAUAUGUGGAUUAAUUCAGGAUUGGCGACUUAUUUUAGUUACAAAAUUACCGAUUCGGUCUAUCCGACUUGGGAAAUGGAAAACUAUUUUAUUCUAAUUGAAAUGAAAGAUUUGAUGAAUUCUAAUGUUGACAAACCUUUGGUACGCGAGGUGGAAACUGUUAUAGAAUUGGAAGAAAUCACUUCUGAAGAUGCUCAAUAUCGAAUGGGUGCUGGUUUAAUAAAAAUGUUUCACCAUGCUAUCGGGGAUGAAACCUUCACCAAAGGCAUCAUAACUUAUUUAAACCAUUACAAAAAUUCCGCUGCUGAUGAAGAUGAUUUCCUCCGAUCAAUGCAAGCAGCUAUUAAAGACGAUUAUGUGUACAUCUUUCAAAAUGACAAAACCUUGAUAGAAGUCAUGAAAACUUGGACCCACAAUCAAGGAAUUCCAACAGUUAAGGUCACAAGACAUUACAAUGGAACCGUGACUAUCAGACAAAAACCUAACAGUAAUAAGUUUCAACAAAGAUGGUGGAUACCUUUGAAUUUCGCCACAGCUUCUAACGGAAAUUUCUCCCGAACUACAGCUGACUACAUUAUGCCCCCUUUUACAGAGGUCUCAAUAGACUUAGAAGACAUAAAUGUAAGCCUUAUGAACAAGGAUUGGUUGAUUUUGAAUAAACAACAAACAGGCUUAUAUUAUACCGUUUACGAUGAUCGGAAUCUUGAGUUAAUUGCUGAAGCUUUAAACAGGGAUCAUUCCUCGAUCCACAUGCUUAAUAGAGCGCUGUUAUUUAGAGACCUUAAGGCGAUUAUUGAUACUGACUUGGGAGCUAUUGAACCUGUCCUAAAUGCAAUCCAAUAUCUCAAAUACGAACAAGAAUCAAUGCCUUGGUUUGAAGGCUCCGAACUUAUCAAUGAAAUCUGGUCAAGAUUGAAAGAUGGCAAAGCUUAUAAUUUAUUUAGAACAUUCAUUCACGAUAUCGUUGGGAAUUUCUAUCACAAUUUCUUUGAGACUCCUUUGUAUGAACUAUCUUUUGCUGACUCAAUUGUUCAGAAAUCUAUUUAUAAGCUAGCUUGUGAGGUUGAAUUUAGUGAAUGUUUGGCACAUGCUAAACAUCAAUAUAAAGAAUAUUUCCAUCGUAAUUGGCCAAUAGAUGAAUCUAUGAAAAAGUAUAUGCUUUGUAAAGGUAUGCAAGGAUUUUCAUUGGAUGAAUUGAAGGAAAUUUUACAUCGAAUCCUUUAUAUCACUGUGAAAAUGACAAAGGAAGAUGAAUUUCUUGAUUCAUUGGAAUGUAUAAGAUCGCAGGACAAUAUUAAUUUGGUUUAUGAAUAUCUUCAAACAUAUAAAAUGAAAUUUAUUAAUUUAAGUGCUACGAGAAUAGAUACUUAUAUGAGUUUGCUACAUCCGUCAUUUAUGGAAUUGAAACGAAAAUAUGGAAGAACAAGAUCGAAGCGAUAUAUUGAUAGAAUCCAAAAUCAAAAGAAUGCAGAAUUCAAAAGCAAAUAUGAAGAUAAGAUUUAUAGUUGGCUUAAGAACUAUGAGUUGGAACAGCAAACUAAUAUUGACAGGAGAUUUGGGGGAAUCGAUUUGAGGAAUGGUACAGCGCAUAUAACGAUGACUUCAACGCGUCGGAAAAUUAGUUUUCUUCCUUAUUCUUGGUUAUUAAUUUUAUUUUGCGGAACUAUGUCUGCUUUGGACUCACCUAAUUUCAAACUGCCUUCAGCUAUUUUACCAACAAAAUAUUAUCUUCACAUCCAUACUCUUAUUCAUCAGAAUAUCUUAAAUUAUAAUGGAAGUGUUUCAAUUGAUCUUAUAGUUAAAGAACAAACGAAUGAAAUUGUUUUGAACGUAGACCAACUUCGCGAUUUAAAUGUUACUCUGUUAAAUGUUGAUAGUGGCCUCUUACUGGAAAGUCCUCAAAUUGAAUAUAAUUAUAAUGAAGUCAAACAAGAAUUAAGGAUUUUUUGGCCAAAGUUUCCUCUCAAGUUAAAAAUUGGCCAACAAUAUCGACUUAAAAUUGAUUUUCUUGGUGAUAUCCAAGAAAAGGAAAAGUUUGGAUUUUUCAAAUCAACUUAUUUGGACGAGCAUAAUAAUUCUGUUUCAAUAGCAACAACACAAUUUGAACCAACAAGUGCCCGGUUAGCAUUUCCGUGUUUUGAUGAGCCAGCUAUCAAGGCCAAGUUCGUUAUUAGCAUCACUCAUGGGACCAAUUAUUCAGCCAUUUCCAAUAUGCCAAUUGAUGGUGAGCCCGUUUUAAGUCCCAAUGCCGAAAUGAUGACAACAACAUUUUUGGAAACCCCAAAAAUGUCAACUUACCUUGUUGCAUUUAUUUUGACAAAUUACAACAGAUCAAGUAUUUUAGCAAAUGGACUUGAACAUCGAUUUUUCUAUCCACCAAAUUCGAAAAAUAAUGGUUCUAGAGCUUUGCAAAAUGCCGUCAAAACAGUUGACGCCUUAGAGAAAUUAUUAAACACUAAAUAUCCUUUGCCAAAAUUGGAUCAUUUUCAAAUUGACAAAUCAUAUGGACGUGCAAUGGAAAAUUGGGGUCUAAUGUCAUUUCAACAAAGGGACAUACUAUCCAAUCAUAGGGACUACAAUAAAUUGGAUCUACUUGAUGUGAUAAAUGUACAAAAUCAUGAAAUUGCACAUCAGUGGUUUGGAAAUUUAGUUACUCCUGCAUCGUGGAAUUAUAUUUGGCUAAAAGAAGGAUUUAGUUCGUAUUUUAGCUUUGUGGCAGCACAUUUGGUUUAUCCAGAAGAGAAAAUAUUCGAGUAUUUUAUCAUAAAUGAAGUUGAUUAUGUUACUUCCAUGUCACUUUAUCACUCGCUGUCAUGUGUUAUCAAGGAUGGACACGAAAUUAAGAAAUAUAUGGAUGUUGUAGCAUACAACUUAGGUGGAAGUUUUGUAAGGAUGUUUCACCACGCGAUUGGACAACCCACUUUUAUUAAAGGACUCUUCAAAUAUUUAUAUAUUUAUCAGUAUUCAGUAGCUGACGAAGAUGAUCUCUUCGAAGCAAUGCAAGCAGCAGUCGACGAGGACGAAGUGCAUUUAUUCCAAAAUAACCAAUCAGUUGCUAAUGUAAUGCGCACUUGGACUCAUAACCAAGGAAUCCCAACUAUAACUGUCAUUCGAAAUUAUGACAAUGGAACAAUAACAAUUCGACAGAAAUCCAAUUCUGACAAUAAAGACCAAAAAUGGUGGAUUCCAAUGAGUUUUGCUACUGCUUCGAAUCCAGAUUUUGAACGAACUGUUGCCGACUACAUUAUGCCACCAGAAGCUGAAGUUAAUAUCGACUUGAAAGAUCUAAAUAUAUCCCUGUCAAACAGUGACUGGUUGAUUGUCAAUAAACAGCAAACUGGGAUUUUCUAUGUUGUCUAUGAUGAUCUGAAUCUCAAAUUGAUCACACAAGCUCUAAAAAAGGAUAAAAACUCAGUCCACAUUUUUAAUCGAGCUUUGAUUUUCAGAGACGUUACUAAAACGUUCGAAGAAGAUCUCGAUGCAAUAGAGCCUGUUUUAGAACUUUUCUCCUAUCUCAAAGAUGAGGAAGAGUCUUUGCCAUGGUUCCAAGCUGUCGAUUUAAUAUUGGAACUGUUUCCUUUGCUUGAAGGCAGUAAUGUGUCAGAAAAGUUCAGAAACUUCAUAAACGAUAUAUUUAUUGGAAUUUAUGAUCAAAAAUACAAAAACAAUUUUUCCAACUUCACAGCAACAGAUUUAAAGACAAAAUCUAAAAUGAUGAAAUUAAACUUCGAAGUUGAUAAUUCGAAAUGUGUAAAUUUCACAACUACCAACUUCACCAAAAAUUACUUGCGAAGUGGAAGUGAAACCACGGUUAAACCAUGUAGAUUGAGUAUCUGUCAGGGCAUUCAAAAUGCUACUUUAGAAGAAUUCCAAGCAUUCUUCACUCGAAAUGCUGUAUUGGAUCAUGAAUCAAUUGAAUUUUAUGAAUUUCAAGCUGCAGUAAGAUGUGUCAAGGCGACAGAAGUAUUCCAAUACAUUUGGAAUACACUAAUUGGGUUCGAAAGUCGGGACUUACAACGGCUAAGUGGUGCUACGGUUAAUGAUUUGUAUGUUUCAAAUAAAUUCUUUAGAAAAUGGUAUUUAGAUCAUUAUACAUUUUCGGAAUUGGAAGAGGAGACUGAAGAGAAGGAUGAUGAAAUCAAUAAAGGAGAGGUAUUUUUGAAUAAAUACGAAAAUAACAUUAAUACCUGGCUUGAAAACUAUGAGAGAUUUAAGGAAACGAAAUAAAUUAUUUCAAAAACAGUUGUGAAUUUAAAUAAAAAAAAAUAAAAUUGAUUUUUCUUUUACUGCCAAAACUAUGGAAUUUUUUAAGUAGCAAGCUUCAGAAAGAAACAUGAACAACUAUUAAAAGCUUUGAAAACUUUGUUUGUAUUUUUGAAAAAUGGAAAUUUUUAAUUCGACGAGUGACUUUUCAAAAAAU